GGCCAUCAGAGCUAGCGCGAGGUACGUCACCGCGCGCCGAACAAACUCAACCGCACGCCUCAUGCCGUUCCCCCAAGGCUGCUCCCUCGCCCACUCGGGUCCAGCGCAAGGUUCCGUCGCGCGCAGAACCCGGAUCCUCCUUUGCCCUAUCUUGCGCCUGCAUGACAGCCUUCGGUAUCAGGCAGCCGCGCGCAGGGAACCUCGCCCGGAGAGGCAGCGUGCAUGUCUACGGGUGACCGCCCCCACCCCCUUCACCCUGCCAAGUAUGCCAUGAAUGUCGGACGUUCCGGCGACCGACCGCCACGCAUCGCCCGCUUGCAGCGUUCGAGAGUGCAAGGGGCGGCGCGCUCCCCCCGCACUGUGGCCGGCUGCAGUAUGACACCCAUUUGUUCCCGCAGCAGUAUCAUGGCGCUGGCCUGCAUGAUCGCGAUGCUACUCUCUGCAGUAAGUAUGACGACAGAUUAAAAAACAAGGGUCUUGCCCG
Molecule: messenger RNA, 484 nt
Organism: Dichomitus squalens LYAD-421 SS1
Lineage: Eukaryota; Fungi; Basidiomycota; Agaricomycetes; Polyporales; Polyporaceae
Exons: 1
Coding region: 223-465 (80 amino acids)
Source: RefSeq, a predicted model, not a curated record